Messenger RNA from Alternaria postmessia, 399 nucleotides. RefSeq lists its product as uncharacterized. Lineage: Eukaryota; Fungi; Ascomycota; Dothideomycetes; Pleosporales; Pleosporaceae. The record is from RefSeq and is a predicted model, not a curated record. The annotation marks the transcript as partial. Gene Ontology annotation, molecular function: hydrolase activity. The transcript has a single exon.
GCAGUCAAGGCAGCCCUUCUCUGGGGUGAUGUCAAGCACACUGCAAACCAGGUCUACAACGUCCUCGACGGGGCAGACAAGCAAGCUUGGGGCCGUACCGGCUCUAACCUUGAGCGUUUGAACACUUACUCCUCCGUCUUGAGGUCGUACUGUGCCGGCGGUGACCCAGUCUGCGCUGGUGGAGAUGACGUAGCUCAGCAUCUGAACUACUUCGAGCUCUACACCGAGGAGGCAUCAAACUGGAUCGUGAGCAAGCUGACACCUCUCCUGGUCAAGCCCUCAUCGGCCGCGCCUGUCAGCUCAGCUACUCCUACGCCUACCCCUGAGGUCUCCUCCACUGUCGCACCGGUCGAGACCUCAAGCACCGUCGUGGUACCAGCCUCCUCCGAGGCCUUGACU